Anopheles bellator is the source of this 2542-nucleotide messenger RNA. It is a transcript of the gene Gp93, whose product is annotated as endoplasmin. The transcript is spliced from 2 exons. Gene Ontology annotation, biological process: protein folding. NCBI's taxonomy places the organism in Eukaryota, Metazoa, Arthropoda, Insecta, Diptera, Culicidae. The record is from RefSeq and is a predicted model, not a curated record. Gene Ontology annotation, molecular function: ATP hydrolysis activity; ATP binding; ATP-dependent protein folding chaperone. Bases 115 to 2520 code for a protein of 801 amino acids.
UAGGAAAGCCUUUGCACCGGAAUCUGUUCCGCGGUAUCGUCUUUGUGCGGAAGGCCAACUGUGGGUUCCUGCUCCGUGCUCAAUAGUAAACCAAUAGAUCGGAGUGCCAUCACGAUGAAGUACUUGUUACUUCUGGUACUGGGGGUGUUUCUGUUUGCAGGAAUCUCCCAGGUUCGUGCGGAGGCCGCAGAUGACGACGAUGACACGUUGCCAAUGGUCGACAAUGAUCUCGGCGCAUCGAAGGAAGGUUCGAGAACGGACGCCGAGGCGGUGAAGCGUGAGGAGGAGGCCAUCAAACUGGACGGACUGAACGUGGCUCAGAUCAAAGAGCUGCGCGAGAAAUCGGAAAAGUUUACCUUCCAGGCGGAAGUGAACCGGAUGAUGAAGCUUAUCAUCAAUUCCCUGUACCGCAACAAGGAGAUCUUCCUGCGGGAGCUGAUCUCGAACGCUUCCGACGCACUGGACAAGAUCCGAUUGCUUUCGCUCACUGACCCGUCCGUACUGGAUAGCAACAGCAAUUUGGAGGUGAAAAUAAAGGCCGACAAGGAGGGCAAGGUGCUGCACAUUAUCGACAGUGGUAUCGGCAUGACCAAGCAGGAUCUGGUGAACAAUCUCGGUACGAUCGCCAAGUCCGGAACGGCAGACUUUCUGUCCAAGAUGCAGGACAACAAAUCAGAGGGCCAGGACGUGAACGAUAUGAUCGGCCAGUUCGGUGUCGGGUUCUACUCGGCGUUCCUCGUGGCGGAUCGGGUUGUGGUCACGACGAAGCACAACGAUGACAAGCAGUACAUCUGGGAAUCGGAUGCGGCCAGUUUCAGCAUCGUCGAAGAUCCUCGUGGUGACACGCUCCAGCGGGGAUCGCAGGUGUCGCUGCACUUGAAGGAGGAAGCUCUAGACUUCCUGGAAGAGGACACGGUGAAGCAGUUGAUCAAGAAGUAUUCGCAGUUUAUUAACUUCCCGAUCUACAUGUGGACAAGCAAGGAGGUCGAGGAAGAGGUGCCGGUCGAGGAGGAAAGUGCCACCACCGAGAAGCCAGUCAAGGAGGACAACGUUGACGAGGAGGAAGAGGACGUUAAGGUGGAGGAAGAGGAAACCACCGAUGAGGACAAACCGAAGACGAAGAAGGUCAAGAAGACGGUCUGGAACUGGGAGAUUAUGAACGACAGUAAACCCAUCUGGACGCGCAAGGUGAGCGAGGUAACGGAUGAGGAAUACAACGAGUUCUACAAAAGUCUGACGAAAGACACGACCGAGCCGCUGGCACAGACCCACUUUAUCGCCGAGGGAGAGGUUACGUUCAAGUCGCUACUGUUCGUCCCGAAAGUGCAGCCAUCGGAAAGCUUCAACAAGUACGGCACGAAGGCCGAUAACAUCAAGCUGUACGUGCGCCGCGUGUUCAUUACGGACGAAUUCAACGACAUGAUGCCCAAUUAUCUUAACUUUAUCCGCGGUGUGGUCGACUCGGACGAUCUGCCUUUGAAUGUGUCGCGCGAAACGCUUCAGCAGCACAAACUUAUCAAGGUGAUCAAGAAGAAGCUGGUUCGCAAGGCGCUCGACAUGAUCAAGAAGAUCGACAAGGCACAGUACGAGAAAUUCUGGAAGGAGUACUCGACCAACAUCAAGCUCGGUAUCAUGGAAGAUCCCAGCAAUCGAUCUCGGCUGGCCAAGCUGCUCCGCUUCCAGUCGUCUUCGACGAAGGACAAGGAGUACACGAGCCUGUCGGAUUACGUAGGACGCAUGAAGCCUAAGCAGGACAACAUCUACUUCAUUGCCGGUCCAACCCGUACCGAGAUUGAAAAAUCUCCGUUCGUCGAGCGUCUGCUGUCGCGCGGCUACGAAGUACUGUUCCUGGUGGAGGCCGUUGAUGAGUACAGUAUUUCGGCGUUGCCCGAGUUCGAUGGGAAACGCUUCCAGAACGUGGCCAAGGAAGGCUUCACGCUGAACGAAUCGGACGAGUCAAAGGCACGCUUCGAGGAGCUGAAGACGGAGUACGAGCCGCUGCUCAAGUGGCUGAACGAUGUGGCUCUAAAGGACAAGAUCGCAAAGGCGCAGCUCUCGGAACGUCUCUCAAACUCACCUUGCGCCCUGGUCGCUUCGAUGUUCGGCUGGACCGGUAACAUGGAGCGAUUGGCGUUGGCCAACGCGCACCAGAAGACGGACGAUCCGCAACGCAUGUACUAUCUGAAUCAGAAGAAAACGCUCGAAAUCAACCCACGUCACCCGCUAAUGCGAGAGCUGUUGCGUCGUGUCGAUGCGGACGUGGACGAUAUUGUAGCCAAGGACAUGGCGGUGCUGAUGUUCAACACGGCCACUCUACGGUCCGGCUUUCAGCUGCCCGAGACGGCCGACUUUGCCGACAGUGUCGAGCGGAUGAUGCGUCAAACGCUGGGCGUCUCGCUCGAUGAGCAGCCCGAGCAGGAGGAGUUUCCCGAAGCGGAUCCAUCAGACGAGGGCACUGCGGGAGGUGCGGCCGACGAGGACGAAGAAGCCAUCGAUGCGGAUGAACAUGACGAACUGUAAGUGUGGAUGCGAUGUGUCGUUC